AUGUCCUUCCCGACAAGGUCCCUUUCUACUCGGCUCCCGGGCGCGGGGUCACAGAACGCCUCAGCAGGCCCGUCACCCAUGCUGGUAGCGCGUAUUGCCGAGAAGAAGGCCGAACUGGAACAUCUGAAGGAGCUGCGCGACCUCAGUGCCGCCGUUGCAGGUCAAAUGGAAGCACUGGAACAGAAACUGGCGACCCUUUCAGAUGGCACUGAAGCUAUUGCCAUGGUCAUUGGCAACUGGCAUAACGUGCUGCGUGCCAUUAACAUGGCUUCUGCCCAACUCGCCAAGCCGCAGGGACAAGAACCGUUGGAGUCGGAAGACGCCAGCCUCCCUCUCCCUCAGACGCUGGUUCGCAUUCCAACGGAGCACGCACCGACGCUUCAGGCUCAGGCCGAAAAUGUGACAGAGUCCGCAGAGAACAGCACAAUCAUCCCCUGA
Messenger RNA from Colletotrichum higginsianum IMI 349063, 438 nucleotides. Its product is annotated as DASH complex subunit Dad2. The transcript is spliced from 3 exons. Gene Ontology annotation, biological process: mitotic cell cycle; attachment of spindle microtubules to kinetochore. Bases 1 to 438 code for a protein of 145 amino acids. Gene Ontology annotation, cellular component: mitotic spindle pole body; mitotic spindle midzone; DASH complex. Lineage: Eukaryota; Fungi; Ascomycota; Sordariomycetes; Glomerellales; Glomerellaceae. The record is from RefSeq and is a predicted model, not a curated record.